CCUAUGAAAAACUGAACAGGGGAUAGAAAACUCGUUUUCGAAAUGGUUUCUUUUCGAUUGUUCACUGCAGUUCUCACUCUAACAUUUUAUUUUGACUUCAUUGAAGCCACCCAUAAUAAAUGUGCUACUGAAGUUUGCAUGGACAGUAAGAUUGAUAUUAAUAAAGAACUGAGAGAAAGAAUAAAUUUUACAUCUGGACCAGAGGGAUUCCGAGUUCGCUUCAAACCCGGGCUCUUUAGUUUUGGAUGCAGCUACUUUUACAUGUACAAGGCUUGCGUACCCACGGGGUUGGAUCCAUGUAUUCCCAUAGAGUAUCGAAACAGAGUGAAGGAAUUUUUUGAAGCUUAUGAAAACAUCGCAUGUACCAAAGCUGAUAGGUUGGACAAAUUGAUUGACUGUAUGAAUAAUGAAAAAGUCCAGAAAAUGUUUUUUGAGGACCUGGUGUUUGAAGGUUUUUCUCUUUUGACUAAAAUGAAAACAAAUGAUUCGGACGUAUGCAGUGAAAUGAAGUCGGGUAUCAGUGCCACCGUGACAAAACUCUCGGCUUAUUGUGAUCAUGAUGGUCUGCGAGCUUUGCUACAGUACAUGAACGAGUUGGCAGAAGAGUUACAAGAUGUUUUCCAAAUGGUUGAAAGUAGAUCGGAAUAUAAAGAAAUUUGCUAUGACGAGUUUAUGGAAGUGACAUCAACAGCCCAGAGUCCCCUUACCCGACGAGCUUCAGUUGUAGAGACCUCCAGGAUCCUUCGAUCCCUGAUUGGCCUCUAGUUUCAGCUCUUUGUUUUCUCAUAAAAGCAAUCAAAUAAAGAAUAAAAAUUAAUAUUGCACAAGAUAA
Saccostrea echinata is the source of this 832-nucleotide messenger RNA. RefSeq lists its product as uncharacterized. The record is from RefSeq and is a predicted model, not a curated record. Lineage: Eukaryota; Metazoa; Mollusca; Bivalvia; Ostreida; Ostreidae. The transcript has 5 exons. Bases 43 to 765 code for a protein of 240 amino acids.